CUUCCUGAUAUCGGACCAAGCUGUCUGUAAAUGAAGAAGUUGUAAGCAGACGCAGGUUUUAUUUUGGGGCUAUAUCGUAUUAAGAAACUGGGAUCGAUUCUGCAAGAGCUUUAUACAUGAGAAAAGUAUGGAACGGGGAUGGUAUGGUCUGGGAUUGAUCUUGUCGCUAGUUACAACUCAACCCUGUCCACAGGAAGCCAACUUAAUGAGGAACCCAGAUUGCGUUGAUGGUGAUUGCAAUAUCGAUGAGUCAUCCCUUUACGGAGAUUGUGGUGAGAACAUGGAGUCCUACGUUUCACAGUUCAUGCUAUUUGUCAGAAAUCACUGCAUCUGUAAAGAUAGAUUUGUAUCCACCGUCUCUGAUCGGAAGACAGACUGUUUCGAUGGUGAUUGCGAUAUAGACGAGUCGUCCUUAGAUGGAGAUUGUGACAGGGACAUACAGUGUUACGUUGCACAGCUCAAACUAUUUGUCAGAAAUCACUGCGUGUGUAAUGAGGAAUUUGAGUCCCCUGCCAAUGAAAUGAACUCUGCUCGGAAGGCAGACUGUUUCGGCAUUAAUGAAUGUGUUGACAAGAACAAUAAUGAAUUAUGUGGACCGAAUGGAACUUGCCACAACACAGUAGCAAGUUACAACUGCUCCAGUAACCAGGCAUUUGAAGCUUCAGGAGCGAAUGAUUCCUCUAAUUUAUCUAAAGAUCAGCAUCAAGAAUUUUCACUUGGUGAACAUUCAAGUUUCAGACAGCGGGAGUUACGCCACAGUGGGGCUAUACCAGCGCCUGAUAAUGAAAACAGAUCAGCACCUGUUCAAGGAAUUAUACUUCCUCCUGUUAAUAGAGACACUCCCAAACCUGUUCACAGAAGAAUACCUGCUUCUGUUAAUGGAGACACACCUGCCUCUGAUAAUGGAAUCACACCUGUUCCAGUUAAUGGAAUCAUGGCUACUCCUGUUAAUGGAGGCAUAACUGUUUCUGAUAAUGGAAUCACACCUGCUCCUGCUAAUGGAAUGAUGCCUGCUCCUGUUAAUGGAAUCACAGUUACUCCUGUUAAUGGUAUCACGCCUGCUCCUGUUAAUGGAAUCACAGCUACUCCUGUUAAUGGUAUCACGCCUGCUCCUGUUAAUGGAAUCACGGCUACUCCUGUUAAUGGUAUCACGCCUGCUCCUGUUAAUGGAAUCACAGCUACUCCUGUUAAUGGAAAAACGCCUACUCCUGUUAAUGGAAUCACAGCUACUCCUGUUAAUGGAAUCACGCCUGCUCCUGUUAAUGGAAUCACAACUACUCCUGUUAAUGGAGACUUACCUGACCCUGAGGUUGGACACACUCCUGCCCAUGUCCAUGCCCCUGUAACGUCUCCUAUGCUCCCCACUGACCCUGUUGGCUACAGUGUCUCUGCCGUUGGAACCACUGGAACUGACCCCACAUUGGCAACAGCACCAGAGCAGCCAGCCUCACCUGUGGAGAUAUUUUGCUCUAGGAUGACUAACAGCAGCAGCUUGCUUGGUGAACUGUGCCAGAAACCUGCCAAUGGAUCAUUACUUCAGGAUAUCAUUUCCCUCACAACAAGGCUGUUUGCAGAGGAGUCCCCAUUGAGGGCUAAAGCACAGGAGGAGCGGCUAAAUUCAGCAUCUCAGGUCCUGCAGGACAUGGAGAAUGCUGCUAUCACACUCGCCCUGAACUCAAAGGGUCAAGGACUGCAAGACGUCACCAACAAGGCAAUGGACCUUCAGCUGCGAGUUGUUGACGUGAGCAGUGUGGAUAAUAAAGUGAGCCUGGAGGCCAAGGGCAAUGCGAUCGACAUUUCCUGGAAACCAGCCACCAGCUCUGAAAUGACCGGCUCUGUUGCGGUUGCUUUCAUCGUGUAUCAUGACAUGGAUUCUGUCCUUCACGGAGCAUCCUACAAAAACAAGGAAACCAGCGAGAGAUAUGAGGAGGCCCAGCUACAGUCCAGGGUCAUUUCAGCAGCUGUGGGAUCCUCAGGCAACUACAAACUUUCUGUUGCUGUCAGCUUCAGCCUAAAGCAUAAAGAGGAUACCUCAGUUGGUUGGAAGAGGCUAUGUGCCUACUGGAUGCACGCGGAGAAUGGAGGCCACUGGUCUCCAAGUGGCUGUGAGUUGGUGGGCUCCAAUGACACACACACCACAUGUCAAUGUGAUCACUUUUCCAGUUUUGCGAUUUUGAUGGCCUUCAGCGAGGAGUUACAGGAUUAUUCCGAUAAGCCACUGACUGUAAUCACGUUCAUUGGAAUCCCGAUAUCUCUGGCGUGUCUCGCACUGGCUAUCGGCACCUUUCUCUUCUGCUCGCAGGCUCAGAAUGCUGUCACGGCCACUCACACGCAACUCUGCAUCAGUCUCUUCCUGGCGGAGCUGCUCUUCAUAAUCGGCAUUGACAAAACCGGAAACCAGAAGGUGUGUGGCAUCAUAGCAGGAUGUCUGCAUUAUUUGUUCCUUACGGCUUUUGCUUGGAUGAGCUUGGAGACAUUGCAGCUUCACCUCAUGGUCAGGAACUUGAAGAACAUGAGGGUAUUCCAUUCCAGUAACAUUGGGAGGUAUAUCUACCCACUAGGAUAUGGGCCUCCCGCACUGAUCGUGGUAAUUUCUGCAGCAGCUUCCCCCAACGGAUAUGGUUCACACAGACACUGCUGGUUACUGGUAGAGAAUGGGUUUGUCUGGAGCUUCUUGGGACCUGUCUAUCUGAUCAUUUUGGCGAAUACAUUUCUGUUCACCAUAACUCUCUGCAUAUUGAAUGAAGAACUUUCGAAUCGUGACAUGAAUGUCUCAAAAAUUAAGGACACAAGGAUGCUGACGUUUAAAGCCAUUGGACAAAUCUUUAUCCUGGGCUGUACUUGGAUUCUCGGCUUCUUUCAUUUUCAAGAGGAUACAGCAGUGAUGGGCUAUUUAUUUACAAUUGUCAACAGUUUUCAAGGCACCUUCAUCUUCAUCAUCCUUUGUGUGUUAAAUCCCAAGAUAAGGGCUGAAUACAGCAAAUGGAUUACCUGCAUCUGCCAGACCAGAAAGAGCUUAUUUGAAUCCGAAUCCACAAAAGUGCCAUUGUCAGUUACAUCGGAAAUAAUAUUGACGAGUGUGAGACAGACCCGUGUGGUUCAAACGCAACAUGCACCAACACAAUUGGCCAUUUUCAGUGCACCUGUAAAGGAGGAUUUGUCCCAACUACUGGAAAACGCACCUUUACUGAUAAAACAGUCACGCAGUGCCAAGCAAGCUAACAGUGAUUGGACAAUGCACUGUGUUCAUUGGAAUUAUGCAGCUGGGAAAAGCUACUGGUCUCCUCGUGGAUGCAGUGUGGGAGGUUCUAGUCGAACACAUACUCAGUGUCGAUGCAGCCAACUCUCUACCCUGGCACUGCUAAUGUCUCCUGUUGGAUGGCAGGACUAUCCCUUUGCCUUGACUAUAAUUACAUUGGUUGGAAUUCCAAUUUCUCUGGUGUGUCUUGGAAUUACCAUUGUGACCUUUGCUUUCUGUACCAGUUUAAGGAAUGCUCUAUAUAUCACCCACAUGCAGCUGUGCGUGAGUCUCUUCCUGGCAGAGCUGCUUUUCCCUGUCGGGAUCAACAGAACCAGAAACCAAGUGAUGUGUGGGAUUAUAGCAGGAUUUUUACACUACUUGUUCCUGGCUGCGUUUGUUUGGAUGUUUCUGCAGGGAAUCCACCUCUUUCUCAUGGUCAGAAACAUCAGGAAUUUAAGAGUUCCCCAUUCAGGAAAAGUUGAGAAACUCAUGUACCUUCUUGGCUAUGGGGUCCCUGCAAUAAUUGUGUUCAUUUCUGCUGCAGUGUAUCGCGAUGGUUAUGGGUCACCCAGGCACUGCUGGAUCUCCACAGACAGAGGAUUCAUCUGGAGUUUCCUGGGACCUGUGUGUCUGAUCAUUCUGAUCAACACAGCUCUGUACUUCACAAUACUCUUGAUAUUGAAAAGAGAAAUUUCCAAGCGGGACACUCAAGUGUCUAAACUUCAGAAUACAAAGAUGCUGACAUUUAAAGCCAUUGCUCAGGUGUUCAUCCUGGGCUGCACUUGGAUUUUUGGUUUGUUUCAGUUUCAGGAAGAGCCCGGUGUAAUGACCUAUUUAUUCACCAUCAUCAACAGUUUCCAAGGCACAUUCAUCUUCAUCCUCCUCUGCAUAUUAAAUCCCAAGGUGAGAGCCGCUUAUUGUAAUUACUUCGCCAGGAUGUAUAAGGCAAUGGACACAGUGGCCUCAGAGGAGGAUAAAGCCAACACAAUGACGGUCUUAUCGAUCUCAAAGGACUGAUGAAACUUCAUUUCCCUCACUGGCUGAGACAGACGAAAACGUUAAUGCCAUCAUCAUCUCUGACACAGUGAUCAAGGAACCACCCAACGCUGAAAUGCUUAGCAGUUACUGAGGAACCACGCCAUUCAAUUAAACAAGUCUGUGUUGGUGUUUACCCUCUGUGAGAGCAAAUUGUUCUAUACACAUUUAUCCAUUUUUCACCAAUGUCCUUUCAACUCCAAUCCCCUCAGCCACUUAUUGAACUGAAUCUUGAAUAUUGGUGCAGUGUCCAGCUCAAGCACACGUCUUGUUCGUGAAUCCCAGUC
Molecule: messenger RNA, 4563 nt
Organism: Rhincodon typus (whale shark)
Lineage: Eukaryota; Metazoa; Chordata; Chondrichthyes; Orectolobiformes; Rhincodontidae
Exons: 28
Coding region: 128-4258 (1376 amino acids)
Biological process (GO): cell surface receptor signaling pathway; adenylate cyclase-activating G protein-coupled receptor signaling pathway
Cellular component (GO): membrane
Molecular function (GO): G protein-coupled receptor activity
Source: RefSeq, a predicted model, not a curated record